UCCACAGCUCGACGGGUAACCAAAGACGACUGCCAAGAUAUCAAGACAACCACAAUAAAUUAAUAAUUUCUUCCCAAGAUAUCAAGACAGAAACCUCAAAACAGUUUCAAAAGCUCACCCAUAUUAGCAAAGAUCAUUGAAAUUCAAUCAUGGAAGCUGCAAAAUGUUUUCCUCUUUUCUUCAUUCUAAUGAUCAUCCAUUUUGCAGUUUCUGCUUCUAUGGACACCAUAGCCAUAAAUCAAACCAUUGAAGAUGGUGGCUUUCUUAUCUCCAAAGAAAACAAUUUUGUGCUUGGAUUUUUCAGCCCUGGCAAUCCCAAGUAUAGGUAUCUUGGAAUCUGGUAUUACAAAGUACGAGAGCAAACUGUAGUGUGGGUAGCAAACAGAAAUCAUCCUAUCAAUGGAUCUUCGGGAGUUCUUUCAGUUAAUCAAUAUGGAAAUCUCGUUCUCUAUAGCAAUCAUAGCAGAAAAGUUCCAGUAUGGUCUGCAAAUGUCUCACGUGAAGUAACAAAGACAGACUCUUGUUGUGUAGCUCAGCUCUUGGAUUCAGGAAACUUGAUUUUGGUCCAAGAAAGAAGUGGAAGAUUUCUAUGGGAAAGCUUUGAUUAUCCGACAGAUACUUAUUUACCAGGAAUGAAAUUUGGGUUGAAUAGAGAGACAGUUAUUCACCGAUUCUUUACAUCAUGGAGAUCAGCAGAUGACCCUGGAACUGGAGACUAUGUGCUUGAGCUCAAUCUAAAAGGAUCACCUCAAGGCAUUUUGUACAAGGGUACAAAGCGAUAUUGGAGAGUUGUCCCAUGGCCAAGGACAAAUUAUGUCUUGGAGACUACCCCUGGCAAUCCCAAGUAUAGGUAUCUUGGAAUCUGGUAUUACAAAGUACGAGAGCAAACUGCAGUGUGGGUAGCAAACAGAAAUCAUCCUAUCAAUGGAUCUUCGGGAGUUCUUUCAGUUAACCAAUAUGGAAAUCUCGUUCUCUAUAGCAAUCAUAGCCAAAAAGUUCCAGUGUGGUCUGCAAAUGUCACACGGGAAGUAACAAAGACAGACACUUGUUGUUUAGCUCAGCUCCUGGAUUCAGGAAACUUGAUUUUGGUCCAAGAAAGAAGUGGAAGAGUUCUAUGGGAAAGCUUUGAUUAUCCGACAGAUACUCAAUUACCAGGAAUGAAACUUGGGUUGAAUAGAGAGACAGGUAUUCACCAAUUCUUAACAUCAUGGAGAUCAGCAGAUGACCCUGGAACUGGAGACUACGUGCUUGACAUCAAUCUAAAAGGAUCACCUCAAGGCAUUUUGUACAAGGGUACAAAGCGAUAUUGGAGAAUUGUCCCAUGGCCAGGGAAAAAUUAUGUAUUACACAACAUUAGUUUUGUCCACAACCAAAAAGAGACAUUCGUUACCUUUUUUCCUGUUGAUGCUUCUCUUAUAUUAAGAACAAGGUUGGAAUAUUCAGGAUUGGUUUUGAACCUAAUCUGGCAUGAAAGUGAAGGCAAGUGGAAGGAAUUACGGUCAGCACCGAAGAAUCUGUGUGAGUUUUAUGGUCAUUGUGGUCCCUAUGGCAUGUGUAAUCCUUUGUAUCUUUAUCCUAAAUUUGAAUGUGAUUGUUUACCCGGGUACGAGCCUCAAUCUCCAAGGGACUGGAAUUUUUUGAAGGAUGGGUCAGGUGGGUGUGUUCGGAAGCGGAAAGAAUCAUCUUCUCUGUGCAACCAGGGAGAAGGAUUUGUGAAAGUAACAGCUGUUAAGGUUCCUGAUGCUUCAGAAGCAGUUUGGUUGGGCUUGAAUAUGAGUCCUGUUGAUUGUGAACUACAAUGCAAGAGGAAUUGUACAUGUUCUGCAUAUUCAUCCACAUCUCUUUCUGGGAAAGAAACUGGUUGCUUGGCUUGGUAUGGUGAAUUAAUGGACACUGUAAUUGAUAUAGCUGAAGGAAGUGAUAUAUAUGUUCGUGUUGACGCACUUGAAUUAGCUGAAAUAACACAAAAAUCAAAUGGAUUUCUGGAGAAGAAGCAUUUGUUGGCUAUUUUGUUGGUAUCUAUUUUUUCAGCUUGGUUUGUAAUCAUUUUAUUUGCAUAUUUGUGGUUCAAGAAGAAAAGAAAAACAGUGAGGAACAAAUGGAAUGCAAAAUUGUUUAAUACAAUCAAUGAUCCAUACUACAUUGAAAAUGGGGAUGGAGGUGGAAUGAGUUAUCCAGAGAUUGUGUAUUUCAAUCUCAGUACAAUACUUUCCGCGACUGACAAUUUCUCUCUAGCUAAUAAACUCGGGCAAGGUGGCUUUGGAUUGGUUUAUAAGGGUCAACUGUCUAACGGCCAGGAGAUCGCUGUGAAAAGACUAUCUAAAAGUUCAGGUCAAGGAAUAGAAGAAUUUGAAAAUGAAGUUUUAUUAAUUGCAAAACUUCAACAUCAAAAUCUUGUGAAACUUCUUGGAUGCUGCAUUCAGGGAGAGGAACCGAUGCUAGUUUAUGAAUACAUGCCAAAUAAAAGUUUGGACUCAUUUCUUUUUGAUGAAACAAGAAGGUCAAUUUUGGAUUGGAGAAAACGCUUUGACAUUAUUGUCGGGAUUGCUCGUGGAAUCUUAUAUAUCCACCAAGAUUCUAGGUUGAGAAUUAUCCAUAGAGACUUAAAAACAAGCAACAUUCUAUUGGAUAAAGAAAUGAAUCCAAAAAUUUCAGAUUUUGGCCUAGCUAGAGUCUUCAAAGGUGACCAAAGUCUAGAAAAAACGAACAAAAUCGCUGGCACAUUUGGGUACAUGUCACCAGAAUAUGUGGCAUUUGGAAAGUUUUCAACGAAAUCUGAUGUCUUUAGUUUUGGGGUCAUAUUAUUAGAGAUUGUUACAGGGAAAAAGAACAAUAGCUUUUGUCAAGAGGAUUCUUACCUAAGCAUGGCAGGAAAAAUAUGGCAUUUAUGGAAAGAAGAAAGAGCACUGGAGAUGGUUGAUUCAUCACUAAAGGAGUCAUGUUCUGCUCAUGAAGUAUUAAGAUGCAUCCAAAUUGGACUCUUGUGUGUGCAAGAAGAUGCAUUUGAAAGACCAAGCAUGUCAGCUGUUGUUGUAAUGUUGAACAGUGAAAUUAGUCUUCCUUCUCCUAGACAGCCCCCUUUCACUUUUAGAAAUCCAAGUAAUAGUUAUAGCCCCUUAGUAACACAAAAGGAAUUUUAUUCUGUGGAUGAGGAAACUAUUACUCAGGUAUAUGCAAAACCUCAGGUUUUGGAUUCAGGAAACUUGGUUUUAAUCCAAGAUAGAAGUGAAAGAACUACAUGA
This is a messenger RNA of Manihot esculenta (cassava), 3242 nucleotides long. Its product is annotated as G-type lectin S-receptor-like serine/threonine-protein kinase RKS1. The record is from RefSeq and is a predicted model, not a curated record. NCBI's taxonomy places the organism in Eukaryota, Viridiplantae, Streptophyta, Magnoliopsida, Malpighiales, Euphorbiaceae. The transcript has 9 exons. The coding region runs from base 150 to 3242 and encodes 1030 amino acids. Gene Ontology annotation, biological process: protein phosphorylation; recognition of pollen. Gene Ontology annotation, molecular function: ATP binding; protein kinase activity.